Messenger RNA from Miscanthus lutarioriparius, 1428 nucleotides. NCBI's taxonomy places the organism in Eukaryota, Viridiplantae, Streptophyta, Magnoliopsida, Poales, Poaceae. The record is from the annotation of a GenBank genome assembly.
AUGGAUGGAUCCGAUAGCAGCUCGCUCGUGGUGCCCCGCCUCCCCGACGACGCCCUCGUGGAGAUCCUAUCGCGCCUCCGCGCCAAGGCGCUUUGCCGAUCCAAGUGCGUCUCCAAACCCUGGCGUGACCUCAUCGCCGACUGCCUCUGCUGCAAGGAUCUCCCCCGGACCCUGCAAGGGUUCCUCUACUUCUACGUCGUAAGCGACGACGGCAACGGCAACGGCAACGGCGACUGCGACUGCGACUGUGACGGCGACGGCGACGGCGAUGGUGACGGUGACGGCGACGGCGACGGCGAUGGCAAUGGCGGCGACGAUGGUGAUGCUGAUGCCGACGGCGGCGAUCUCUUCAGCGGCCGCGACGAGAUGCUGCUUCGCCACGGCCAUGGGCGUUUCAUCAACCUGCUAGGUAAACCUGUGUCACUGUUGGACCCCUCAUUCGCCUUCAUGAAGGAGCGGCCGGGCGUCGAGGCUGUCGCCCUCUUGGAUUCCUGCAAUGGCCUCCUCCUCUUUGGACACAGGCGGGUUUCAGACACGUACGACUCGCUGGGCUACAUCGUGUGCAACCCUGUCAUCGAGCAGUGGGUGGCGGUACCCUCCUCUGGCUGGACUCCGACUCCACCGGAAGAAAUUAAUGAAGACAAGUGGAACGUGUGCACCUUCCUCAUCUUCGACCCGUCUGUCUCCUCGCACUUCGACCUAGUGCAGUUCUGGCAGGAUGGUCUCCUUCAUCAAGUGGAAGGGGUGCACACCUACUCAUGUGUAACUGGGCUAUGGAGUAACAGGUCAAGCGAAUGGAGUGGACAGUGUGGUGGAUGGGGGAUAUGGGGAUACGGCGCAGACAUAAAAUCAUCCGAACGUGGCAGGGCCUUAGUCAAUGGCAUGCUGCAUAUUCUCAUCCACCAAGUGGGGAUAGAUGUGUUUGAAAUAGUUGCACUGGAUAGCCAAGGGGGACAUGCAGGGUCAUUGAAUGGCCAGAUGACCUCACAGGGGCGCCUUCACUGUGUUAGUCCAUUGUAUGAGGGUAGUAGUACCAAGUCCUAUGGACUGUCCAUCUGGGUUCUCGAGGACUACGAUACAGAAGAAUGGGUUCUGAAGCACAGCCUGAGCCUUUGGCAUCUAUUUGAAGGAGUUGAUCCUCUAGGCCUUUUUCGUUAUAGUUUUGUUGGCCUUCAUACAGAUCGCAAUAUGAUGUUCUUUGUUCAUGACGAGGACCAGAAACUGAUAUCAUACGACAUGGAUAGCAGGGGGGUGCAUGUUCUAUGCACUAACUCCAGGGCAUGGUUCUCCUUAUGUUACCCCGUCAUGGCUCGACACGUGAGGGCAAAGAUGGGGGCACAAGCCAACCCACUCAAGGCCCACAAGUUGAUAAACUUGGGCCUAUUUGGGUUCUGCCAGAGUUCAUCUUCCUUGAAGCUUCCCUUCUAG